Cuscuta campestris is the source of this 1976-nucleotide messenger RNA. The record is from the annotation of a GenBank genome assembly. Lineage: Eukaryota; Viridiplantae; Streptophyta; Magnoliopsida; Solanales; Convolvulaceae.
AGACUUUGUCGUCUUAGCUCUUAGCAGCAUUUCUUUUAAAUGGUUCAUCUAAAUUCCUGAAUCAUCAUGUCAUUCCUUGGUAGAUCGAACGACUCAAGAACUCGUGCUUUCUUAAUUCGGCAUUCAUUUUACUACUUCAAGGUGAGAUUCUGGGACAGGGAAGCACGUACUCCUUUUGCUCGCUGAUUGUCACCCUUUUCUUUCUAUGAGAAGAAUCACCGCCUGCAUAAUUCUAGCUCGCUCUCAUUUCACUCCUUUAGCUCGUUUUUUCUGUUCCAGAACUCCUGCUUUGGGACCAUCACAAUCUUCAUGUGCUAGAAACAGGGAUGGAAAACACUCUCUUGCUACUUUCGGUAGUGGGCUUUUUGGUAAUUCGCCGUUGCUUCCCGAUGGGCUUCCGCGCCUGGAAGACUGCAGAAUCGAACUUGUGGAUAGCGAUUCUUGGAAGGUGUCCUCGGGAUUAGCAGAUGUGUGGAAGAACAAUGUGGAGAGGGGGUCAAAGGGGAGGGCUUUUUGUAUUGAUGAGGGAGGGGAUGAAGAAAAAAGGAUGGUGAAGUACGCCCCUCCGAAUAGAGAGGACCCCGGUUUUGACGAAAUUGAAGAAAUGAGGGUCCGCGGAAACCUGUUUUAUAAGCUGGAUCAAGAUUCCAAAGAAUAUGAAGAGUAUAAGUUUGACUUCCAUGGGAAGAGUAGACACAAAGGUGAUAAGAAAGCAAGUGCGAGAAAGAUGGCGAAUUCAUGUAGUGCUUUGCCCUCACGCAAUGAGAAAAGCAUCGGGUGUGUGAAAAGGGGGCACGAAAGUAAGAAGUAUGAACCUAGCUUGGUAGUUGCAAGGUCUCCGGUAUCAUCUGACAAGAGUAAUGCAAGAAAGAUGGCAAAUGCAUGUAGUUCUUCUCCUUCCCGCAAUGAGAAAAGCAUCGGGUUUGUGAAAAGGGGGCAAGAAAAUAAGAAGUAUGAACUAAGCUCGGUAGUCGCAAGGUCUCCGGGAUCAUUUGGCAAGAAAGAUCAUUCAGUUUGCCAUGUUCAAGAGUUGGGGCAUGAUCAAAGCAUUGAGUGUGGGAAAAAAUGGCAAGAAAAUAUAAACUAUGAACUAAGCUUGGGAGUCGCUUUGUCUCCCGGAUCAUCAUCUGGCAAGAAUAAUGCAAGAAAGAUGGAAAAUGCAUGUAAUGCUUCACCCUUGGGAAAUGAGAAGAAAAGCAUUGAGUGUGGGAAAAAAUGGCAAGGAAAUAAAGUGUAUGAACCGAGCCCGGUAGUCGCACGGUCCCCGGUAUCAUCUGACAAGAAUAAUGCAAGAGAGAUGGCAAAUGUAUGUAGUGCUUCACCCUUGGGAAAUGAGCAAAGCAUUGAGUGUGAGAAAAAUUGGAAAGAAAACAAAAAGUAUGAACUAAGCUCAGCAGUCGCUAGGUCUCCAGGAUCAUCAUCUGGCAAGAAAAGCCAUUCAGUUUGCCAUCUUCAAGAGUUGGAGCCUCCUGCAGUUGCCAAGACGAAAAGGACCCUAACUUUCAAUCAGGCCACAGCACCUUACCACGAGCCGUUCUGUUUGGACAUUUUUCUAUCCAAAGGGUCUGUACGAGCCAGCAUUAUCCAUCGCGCAACUAGCAAGGUUGUUGCCGUGGCACAUUCCAUUUCAAAGGACAUGAAAUGUGACCUGAGAUCGGCCAAGAACCGUGCUGCUUGUGCCGCUGCAGGGGAAGUGCUGGCUCAAAGAGCUUUGGCUGAUGAUAUCCACAAUGUGGUUUAUACGCCGAGGAAAGGGGAACGUUUGGAUGGGAAACUGCAGAUUGUAGUCCAAGCUAUUAUUGAUAGUGGCAUUGAUGUUAAGGUGAAAUUGAAACAGAGAAAGCCCAAGAAAGGCCACUUUAUCCCACGGAAAGCGCCGCGCUAAUCGUUGAAGUUCUGUGUUGUCUUCCCCGUUGGUAUACACUCACUUUUUCUCUGCAAGCUAAAAGAUUUUCUAGUAAAUUUAAGAUCAAAUA